Messenger RNA from Seminavis robusta, 1237 nucleotides. Lineage: Eukaryota; Bacillariophyta; Bacillariophyceae; Naviculales; Naviculaceae. The record is from the annotation of a GenBank genome assembly.
CUCCACCUUAACCUUGCCUUCCACCUGGAAGCGUCAUCUUUUGCAGUUGGCGAUCUUUUUAUGCUUUGGCCAUUUGAUGCCAUGGAUGUCCCACCCUUUGGCCCUUGACCUUCCACAGCUUCCUUAGUUUCAUAAUACCGUACAGUUGGAAGAAGAGAGAUAAAGCCUAUGAACAUGAUAGACUCGGCAAACUACUUCGCACGCUCGCUGGUGGCCCUGUUGUUGUUGGCGUUGCCCCCCAACUUGGUGGCUUUUCAGGCAGCUUCACAGCGGAUACUACCCUCGACAGCAGCAGCAGCAAGUCCACAAUCUGCGAGACAAUCACUCUUAUUGUUGGCGUCUCCUUCCACACCCGAAGAAAUGUUUGCUUCGCAAGGCUGGAAACCCAUUCGCGCGGAAUUGGAUACCCUGCCAGUCUUUUGUGUAGCCAACGAGAAGGGACAGCCACUGCAAUACAAUGUCAAUGACGAAACCACCAUGCCCUUUUUCUAUUGCGAUGUCAAGGCCGCACAAGAAGAACUCGUCAAGGCCAAGGCGGAUUUACCCGCCGACAAGUCUUUGGGGUUGGGAAUUAUACCCUUUCCACUUGGCAAUGCCUUUGAACUCAUGGCAUCCAAUCAAGCCGCAGUGAUUCCCAGUGCAGACUCCCUCGAAGCAGCCGGGGCACCCAAGGGAGUCAAUCCCUUGGGACAACAAAUACCACUCUUUUGUUGCAUGGACAUCAUGCAGGAAUCACCCAACACGGGGAAACCUGUAUUGCCCAUCUUUAUGGUUCAUAAAGAAGCAAAGGAGGCCAUGGAACAGGCCGUUGCCGUGGAUGGAGGAGAGGGAUUCGAAAUUGUCUCUUUAUCGUUGCCCAGAGCUGUCGAGAUGUUGGCUUCCAAUGAAGAUGCUCCUUCCUUUCACUUUUUGCCACCAAGAGAUUCCAUUGAUUAUAUCCAAAACUACUUGGAAAAUACCAAGUAAGCAAUGUCAUAGUGGGCUGGGCCGGGCCAGACAGCUACAAGAACCAUGAAGUGGGAAGGACUUCCUUGAAAGUUAGCCACAAGACAUGCAACGACAAUCCGAUAUCUUGUUGAUUGGAACGAGGAGCUUCUAAAAGGCAGCCAUACACGAGAUUGAAAACUCACACGACAAUGAGCUAGGUAAACAGCCUAGCUUGGUUUUACUCAAGAUCGGAGAGCUUUCAUUAAGUGCUAAAAGUUGUUUUUGUAUGGUCGGUGGAUCAACUCGUUGA